Oncorhynchus nerka (sockeye salmon) is the source of this 4577-nucleotide messenger RNA. Its product is annotated as rho guanine nucleotide exchange factor 10-like protein. The record is from RefSeq and is a predicted model, not a curated record. Gene Ontology annotation, molecular function: protein binding; guanyl-nucleotide exchange factor activity. Lineage: Eukaryota; Metazoa; Chordata; Actinopteri; Salmoniformes; Salmonidae. Gene Ontology annotation, biological process: SREBP signaling pathway; positive regulation of stress fiber assembly; actin cytoskeleton organization. Gene Ontology annotation, cellular component: cytosol.
AUGUCCUCUGUGAUGCCUCAGCCACAACAGAGGGAGGAAGGGGAGGAGGAAGAUGAAGAGCAAGGGUUUGUCGACAGUGCUGAUGAAGAGAAAGAGCCAGCGGAUUGUAAAGACCCUGUCUCAGACUCUGUAAAAGCCAGUCAAAAAUCAAACCAGUCAUUUAAGGAGGCUACAAACCCACCACAGGACAACACACUAACACCCACUGCACACUCACAACAGCACCUCAAUGCAAUGCCCCCUGCUGGUCAGGAGGACGCUCCCUCCCAGGGACAAUACUCCACAGCCUCUCCAGAUGUUCCAGUUAGCGACCCACGCAGGCGGGUCUCUGGCCCCGUUGAGCUGGUUGAGCCCAGUGCCGGAACACCCUCCGUGGGAGAGCAGGCCCAGGGAGGUUCUGGUCCUGGAGAGGCGUUACCUGUGGAGAAGCAGACUGACUGGGAGGACCAUCGUGUGGAGAUACCCAAGGAGAGCUCAAGUCUGAGGGAACACUCUGAAGAAGAUGUGACUGUUGCUGAGGCUGAGGCUGAUUCAGUGCCCCAGACAGGGAUCCUAGAGGUGAUCUAUGAUGACGUGCCCUGUGAGGGACCACUCUCUCCUGACGAAGGUGAGUUCUGGGGGGACAUGCUCUAUGAGGAUGUGCACAGAGAAGAAGGGCCACAGGGUGCAGGCAAUGAUUGGAGCUCCAGUGAUUUUGAGAGCUAUGAAGAGCAGUCUGAUACUGAGAGCAAGCUACCAACCCUCAGCAAGCAGUACUCUCCUGACCUGCGUUGGCUGAGGGAGCGUUGUGCCAGGACCAAACGUGAAAUAGUCAUGAGGCUGGGUGGCAAAAACAACUACAACACCAAGGUUCAUCAGCUAAUGAAGGCCGCCAGGAGUGGGACCAAGGAUGGACUGAACAAGACCAGAAUAGCCUUUAUGCGGAAAGUCUCCUUCCUGCACAAGAAGGACCACUCAGAGGAUGUGGAGGAUGACGCAGGGUACCUGGAUGUGGCUGUGUCAGAUGUGAAACAUCCUCCUGCACAGCUGAGCCCUAUGCCUGAGGGACUGAGCAGCCAGCAGGUGGUCAGACGUCACAUCCUGGGCUCCAUCAUUCAGAGUGAGCGCAGUUAUCUUGAAUCCCUCAGGAGAAUCCUUGAGGAGUACCAGAGCCCCUUGCUGGAGGCGAACCCACGCAUCCUGAGCCCACGGAAGAUCCAGCCUGUAUUUUACCGCCUACGGGAGAUCACUCAGUGUCACUCCAUGUUCCAGAUCGCACUGGCGUCACGUGUGGCUGAGUGGGACAGCAGUGAGAAGAUUGGGGACCUAUUUGUGGCCUCGUUUUCUAAGUCAAUGGUGCUAGAUGUUUACAGCGACUAUGUCAAUAACUUCACCAAUGCCAUGGCCCUCAUAAAAAAGGCAUGCAUGUCCAAACCAGCCUUCCUGGAAUUCUUAAAGAUGAAACAGGCGUCCAGUGUUGACCGGAUCACCCUGUACGGCCUCAUGGUGAAGCCCAUCCAACGCUUUCCCCAGUUCAUCCUAUUACUGCAGGACAUGCUGAAGAACACACCUAAGGGUCACGUAGACUGCCUGCCUCUGCAGCUGGCUCUGACUGAACUAGAAAUGUUGGCUGAGAAGCUGAACGAACAGAAGCGUGUGUCCGACCAAAUAGCUGAGACUCAGCAGCUAGCACGCAGUGUCAGCGACCGCUCGCUCAGCAAGCAACUGAACUCAGACCAGGGGUCGCUGGUGCUUUGUGAGACACUGAUUGAGACGGUGUAUGGGGAGCGAGGCCAGGUCCUGAAGUCUAAGGAGCGCAAAGUCUUCCUCUUCAACGAUAUCCUCAUCUGUGCCAACAUCAACGUCAAGGGGCCCCUUGAUAUCAGCAGCCUAGUCCCUGUUGGUCCUAAGUACACCGUGAAGUGGAGUGCCCCCCUGCUGCAGGUCCAGGUAGUGGAGGUGGGUCAGGAGGCCUCCCAGGAGACCCUGUUCCAACAUGGCGGUGCCAAGCACCCUGGCAUUGCCUGUCCCCCAGAGAAAGUGAUCCUGGGUCCUCCACGGUUUUACCAGGAACUCCAGGACCUGCAGCACGACCUGUCUGUGGUGGAGGAGGUCACACUACUGGUGGGAACACUACAGGGGACAUACCAGAACCUGAACACGACUGUGGCCCAGGACUGGUGUCUAGCUCUACAGAGACUCAUUCGGAUCAAGGAGGAUCAACUUCAGAGUGCCAACAAGUGCCGCUUACGCCUGCAGGUGCCUGGGAGACCAGACAAGUCGGGACAUCCCGUCAGCUUCAUGGUGGUUUUCAACACCCCCAGCCCCCUCAGCAAGAUCUCCUGGGUCAACCGGCUGCACCUGGCCCAGAUUGCGCAGCGAGAGGAGAACACACCAGGAUGGUUUUGUGCAGAGGAUGAAGGGAAGACCAUGUCACCAUUUUGGCCUUUACUGGCCUGCCGUGUGCCUGUCUUUACCACCAAAUCCUCGGACAGGAAGUUUGAAGCUGCCCUUCACAAUCCAGGACAGUUCUCUGCAGGGUGCACCUUGCUACCUGAAGGCUACCUCUGGGUGGCCAGCGGAGGAGAUGUCACCCAGGGGCAGGUGGAGAUAUUCUCCCUGAACAGGCCCACACUGCGCCCAGUGAAGAGCCUCCAGGUGGGGGCCCCAGUGAGGUGUCUGGAGUAUGUGCCUGAACCCAGACCCUCAGAGGAGGUGGAGGCUGUAGCCUUCAGGAGCUCUACUGGGGUGGGGAACACCAUCUGUUUGGGACUAGAUGAUGGAAGCAUCCUGGUGUAUGGCAGUGUGAACACUGAGGCCCAGUGCCUGUUGAACCUGCGGAACCCUCAUAGCUGUCCUGUUCUGUGCCUCAAACACUGCACCAACUUCUUGUUUGCUGGGCUCAGGGAUGGAACCAUGAUGGUCUAUGGAAGAAGUAAUGGAGGUGAGUUGUGGGAGCCAGACUCCAGCAGAACUGUUAUUGUGGGCCCAGAGCCGGUGAGGACACUUCUGGUACUGGAGGACUCUAUGUGGGCCAGCUGUGCCAACUCUGUGACCAUCAUCGAGGGCUCCAGCCUUGCCACCCAGAAGUUUGAGGUACACCCAGACCCCAUGGUGACUGUGGCCCAUAUGGUGCGGGCUGGGGGAGGAGUUUGGAUGGCCUUUAGUGAGGGCUCUUCUAUUCGUCUGUUCCACACUGAGACACUGGAGCAUCUGCAGGAAAUCAACAUCUCCACGCGAGUAUCUUUGCACAACCCAGGCCAGAAGAGCAUGCGUGUCACCAGCCUGCUCAUCCACCAUGGGCUGCUGUGGGUGGGCACUGUUCAGGGAAUCAUCAUCACUCUGCCCGUGCCUAAACUGGAGGGCAUCCCCAAAAUAACAGGAAAGGGGAUGACCUCUCUGAAUGCCCACUGUGGUCCGGUGGACUUCCUGGUGGCCACGUCCAGCACCCUGUCCCCAGAGCUACUGAAGAGGGAUUCUGUGGCGGACGGACCCGACUCUGCCUGCGGAGAGGAGGACCGCAGUUACUCCUCCUCCCAGGAGUCUCUGCCGCAAUCAGGCUCCUCCCAGGAGGGCAAGGGGCGGGGUGUGCUGCUACAGUACAGGUUGCGCUCCACUUCGGGGUUGCCAGGGCGACCGCUAACGGUGAGGGGCGAUGAAGCAUCGGACUCCUCCCUGGAGUCUUUGGAGCACAGCCUGGAGGACGGCUCAAUCUAUGAGUUCAAUGGUGACCCAGAGAUGUGGGUGCAGGGACGACCCUCUGAGCGGGACGGGGGGCACAGGGACAGAGUGAUUUCUGCAGCGGUCAUAUCUGGGGGCAGGGGUUUCCACAGACUGAGGGAAGGGACAACGGAGCGGGCGGGGGUGGAGUCUUCAGAAACAACCCUGAUGAUGUGGGAACUACCACUGACAGUGUGAUCUGGGUAUCAACACUCAGGCAGUGUAGAGGGGAGAAGCAGAUCUUUUCCCCAGCCCUGCAUCCUCUCCAUCCCGUAAUGCCAGGAACAUGUACCAUGUGAAAGCAGGACAUUAGUGCUGGCACAGAGCUCAAGGCCAGGCUGAUGACUCUUUGUGUUAGGGAGCUCCUGCAUGCUCCAUCUGAGGAAACCUGCUGGUGACCUGUGAGGCAUGGGGUACUGCCAUCCCAUUGGUGGAUCUGGAUGACCCUGCUUACUCAUUCUCAGCCACAGGCCCAGAGCCUUUCUUGUGACAGCUUAAACUGGUCCUCUCCCCUCCUUACAAGUAUGGAUAUGCAGAAAUCAAGCAUCAUCAGAGCUGACAGUGCUUGCCUCACACAUAUUUAUCUCCCACAGUUGACAGCCUUCCUUUGUGAGUAAGAAUUGACCACAUUUCUUUGAGAGUGACUCUUUGUUGAAUCUACCACGCUGCAGUGCCGAAGAUGGACCUCUUUUAUCUGAGGCCAUCUGUUUAGGGCUGAGAAAAGCUGAGAAACUACUGUAGGUGUUAUUUAGUUCUAUUAGUUCAGAAAACCUCAAGCACUCCCUGGCAAUGUGAAAUAUGUGAAAUGUCUGUCAAUGUGUCACAAGUGAAUCUGUGCUUUUAGAAAAAUGAAAGUGUGUUGGAUGCUGACUGUGAGU